UGGGGGCGCGGGUGAUGCAGCACUCGGGGAUAACCUCUUCCUUUCUCCCCCGCCCGCCCACGACAGCGCCGCAGGCGUUCCACGGGUUGGGAAGCUGCAGAGGGCGAGAAGCGCUUGGAGGUCCGCACCUGCACCGCGGGGUCGCGGUCGCCCCGCCCCGCCCCCUUUUGCUCCCUCCGCGCCUUCCCCCUUUCUCUUCCGCCCCCUCCCUUCUCUCGAGGCCGCUUCUCCGCUCCGCCCCGCUCACGCCGCAGCCCGGCCGGCUGUGACAUCACUAGACCCCGCCCCCUUACCAUAAAUACUGGCGUCUGCGGUACCGCCUUCCCACACACUCAGGCUCUUCGCUUGGCUGUGGUGUUUCUUUUUUCUCGCCUAUUCUGCUUCUUCUCAUUCUUUCUCGCUCUUCUGCUUUGCGGUGUGACGAGGCCGAAUCCUCUCCGCACCCAGCCGCCGUUUUCCUUCUGCCCGCGCUGUUGUAUUUCUCUCUUUCGGCCGCCGCCGCCACUGCUACACAGCUGGUGUCGGUGCCGCGCUUUUCCCCCGACGUCGUCCCCGCAGCCUAUGGCCCAGGCCGCCUUGGGUAUUUCUGCUCAAGGUAACCACAUCCCUCUUUAAAAAUUCCGCCGAAAAAGAGAAGACGCUUUACCCGACUCUUUGGGCCGUUAUCUCACGGCGAACUUUCUGACCAAGUAUACAACUACCCAGAGGGCCUAGGAGAAGUGCUGUAUAGAGAGCAGUUCGACUUCAACGCUGAGCCACCUUGGGAACCUAGCUGAUGAUAGGGGGGUUCCAUCUCCUAACUUGUCCAUUUUGUUGCAUAUUCUAAGGACCCAGACGUAAGGCUUAGCGGCCCGUCUCUUGUUUUUCCUGGUUUAUGACUUUCGGCUUUGUGGAAUACGGCUGAGAUGAAAGGAUUUAUUGAUGAUGCAAACUACUCCGUUGGCCUGUUGGAUGAAGGAACAAACCUUGGAAAUGUUAUUGAUAACUAUGUUUAUGAACAUACCCUGACAGGAAAAAAUGCAUUUUUUGUGGGAGAUCUUGGAAAGAUUGUGAAGAAACACAGUCAGUGGCAGAACAUAGUGGCUCAGAUAAAGCCAUUCUACACGGUAAAGUGCAACUCCACUCCAGCUGUGCUUGAGAUUUUGGCAGCUCUUGGAACUGGAUUUGCUUGUUCCAGUAAAACUGAAAUGGCUUUAGUGCAAGAAUUGGGUGUAUCGCCAGAAAACAUCAUUUACAUAAGUCCUUGCAAGCAAGUGUCUCAGAUAAAGUAUGCGGCAAAAGUUGGAGUAAAUAUCAUGACAUGUGACAAUGAAGUCGAAUUAAAGAAAAUUGCACGUAAUCACCCAAAUGCCAAGGUCUUACUACAUAUUGCAACAGAAGAUAAUAUUGGAGGUGAAGAGGGUAACAUGAAGUUUGGCACUACCCUGAAGAACUGUAGGCAUCUUUUGGAAUGUGCUAAGGAACUUGAUGUCCAAAUUAUUGGGGUUAAAUUUCAUGUUUCAAGUGCUUGCAAGGAAUCUCAAGUAUAUGUACAUGCUCUAUCUGAUGCUCGAUGUGUGUUUGACAUGGCUGGAGAAUUUGGCUUCACAAUGAACAUGUUAGACAUUGGUGGAGGCUUCACAGGAACUCAAUUUCAACUGGAAGAGGUUAAUCAUGUUAUCAGCCCUUUGUUGGAUGUCUACUUUCCUGAAGGAUCUGGCAUUAAGAUAAUUUCUGAACCUGGAAGCUACUAUGUGUCUUCUGCAUUUACACUUGCAGUUAAUAUCAUUGCAAAGAAAGUUGUUGAAAAUAAGUUUUCCUCUGGAGUAGGAAAAACCGGAAGUGAUGAACCAGCCUUCAUGUAUUAUUUGAAUGAUGGUGUUUAUGGUUCUUUUGCAAGUAAACUGUCUGAGGACUUAAAUACCAUUCCAGAGGUUCAUAAGAAAUACAAGGAAGAUGAGCCUCUGUUUACAAGCAGCCUUUGGGGUCCAUCCUGUGAUGAGCUUGAUCAAAUCAUGGAAAACUGUCUUCUUCCUGAGCUGAAUGUGGGAGAUUGGCUUAUCUUUGAUAACAUGGGAGCAGAUUCUUUGCAUGAACCAUCUGCUUUUAAUGAUUUUCAGAGGCCAGCUAUAUAUUAUAUGAUGUCAUACAGUGAUUGGUAUGAGAUGCAGGAUGCUGGAAUUACUUCAGACAUGAUGAUGAAGAACUUCUUUGUGCCUUCUUGCAUUCAGCUGAGCCAAGAAGACAGCUUUUCCACUGAAGCUUAAACAGGCAUUAAUACUUCUUUAGAUCUGAAGUUGCAGGUUAAGCUUGUCUGGUCUACAUUCCAGUCUGGAAAAAAAUGAACCAUCUUAUUCUGUUAAUUCUCUUGGAAACAAAAAUAUUAGUAAAUAGCUAUUUGGGACCAGACAGAAUCAGCUCUCAUCUAUAAUUCACAGGGGCUAAUUGGGAGAUUAAGAUAAUGUAUCCAGAUUUAAACUUAACCAGUUUGCCCUACCCCUCCAGCAUUUAAAAUAAAAUAUGCAACAAAAUGGAUGACUUAGUGGAGAUGGAAGCCCAUUAAUUGGGUUCCCCAUUAAACCGUUUACAUACAAGUACACAGUUUUUAUACUAAGGAUUCGUGUUAAAAAGUCUUGUAAAGUUAAUGUCUUUCACCCAGAGAUAUCAGCUGUCAGUGGAAGACCAGUGUGACUUCAUUAGAUACGUUUAGUGUAUUUAGAAUGUGUAAAUUUGUGCUUUGAACUGUAGUUUAUUAAAUGUAAAAUUGCAUCAUAGUAUUUGUUGUAUUUGACCUAAUGUAACCCUUGUAUGAUUGCAAUAAAAUUUUGUGUAGAUUUUACUGUUUUUUCAGGCUAAAACUGGGAAAGGGGCUAGCUAGUGUAGGUAGUUUUGAAAUAGAUGUGUAUAUGGACUGUUUUGAAGGUUAUUUUCCUUUAUAGCCCAUUUUGAGUUUAGUUUGGCUCAGUACACUUUUCAGUUAUUUAAUUAGUAAUUUAAGCAAAAUGUUUGGUAAAUCAUUGUGAAGUUCAGAUUCAUUUUGGAGAGUUGAUGUGCAGUAAGCAUGAUAACAAUUUUAACACCAAAAAUGUUACUUCUGCAUAAACCAAUUGUAAUUAAUAGGUGUUUCUGUAUAGAUAGAAUGCAUAGAGUACCUUAGUAAAUCUUUGAAUCACAAAUCUUUUGGCUGAAAUGGAAGAUUCUAUUAAAUACUUUGAAUGAACUUUGGGGGAGGGAAAUAAAAUUGCAGAAAACUGCAGCAUACUAAAUCUUAAAGAAGGGCUACAUCUAUAUCCAGAAACCUGCUCUUUUGCACGGAAUAUUAUUUAAAUUCAGAGUUGUGAGAGGGUUGGGGUGUGGUACACCCACUUUCAAUUUCUCAAUUGCAUUGAAUUCAAACUUAGGGUUUGUUUUUUAGCCAUUCACUUAGUUUCUAGUUACUUCCCAUUUGUUCAGCUUAGUGUAAUUAGUUUUAAUUCUUUUCAUACUAAAAUUUUAUGGUGAUUGGGGGAAGGGAUUUAAGCGUCACUAACCUGACAGUUGUUUCCAGGAAUUUGCUAUGUUCACUGCUAGUGUAUUAGUAAUCCUAGACUCAGAAUCACAAUAGUAAUAAAAUAACACCAGGGGUCAUUUUUCCUAACUUACUCUAUGUUCAGAUGUGGAAUUUCUGUCUUCCAAGAGGAAAUGUGACUUCACUUUGGUGCCAAUGGACAGAAAAUUCUACGUGUGCUACAUAGGAGAAGUUUGGAAUGCACUUAAUAGCUGGUUUUUCACCUUGGUUUCAAGGUGGAAAGAAAUUGAUCAUGAAUCUCUAAUAAAUUUCGAUCUCUUAAACCAGUAGGUGCUUAAUAAUUUUUGAUUUGAUUAAUUCCCAUUUGAAUUUUAUGGGUUCUAUUAAAGAAAAUCAGGACCCCAAUCCAUUGUCAUCUAAUUAAUUACCCUUGAAGUUUUCCAAGGUAUAAUGUGGGAUUUUAUGCAAAAUUCCAAGCUACCAUGCCACUUUUUUUUUAGCUGUAAUGAGGAGGAAUUUCUUCCCAACCUUGUUUACAUGUUGUGCUUUUUUGGUCCAGAAAUGCCAAAUCUUUUAAAAGAUGGUACAACUUUUGAGUCCUGGCUUGACUAUACAACUUUGAGCUUUAAUGGCAUGAGUUUUGCCGUAUUUAUAGGAGAGUUAUUCUCUGUAUAACAGCUCAGAGUUGCAAGUAUGACAUGUGAAUGAUACAAUAACUUUAAGAAAUGUCUGUGUUGUAUAUUAAGACUGUUUGCCAUGAAUCUGAAGUUUGAACUUAUGUAUUUCAAUUUGGUAUGCUAAAAAAGUACUGAAUUAAUGUAUCGAUCUUUUUUUAAAAACGAUAUUGUAAUCUCAGUUCAGAAUUUAACUGAAAAUAUAAAACCCAAAUGAUUUCUAUAUGGUAAAUUGAACUGUGUAAAGGUAACUUGUGUGAUUCUGAAUACACAGAUAAAAUGUUUUUAUUCCUCCUUA
Molecule: messenger RNA, 4459 nt
Organism: Sus scrofa (pig)
Lineage: Eukaryota; Metazoa; Chordata; Mammalia; Artiodactyla; Suidae
Gene: AZIN1
Product: antizyme inhibitor 1
Biological process (GO): negative regulation of protein catabolic process; positive regulation of polyamine transmembrane transport
Cellular component (GO): cytoplasm
Molecular function (GO): ornithine decarboxylase activator activity; ornithine decarboxylase activity
Source: RefSeq, a predicted model, not a curated record